Molecule: messenger RNA, 1068 nt
Organism: Capsella rubella
Lineage: Eukaryota; Viridiplantae; Streptophyta; Magnoliopsida; Brassicales; Brassicaceae
Exons: 2
Coding region: 56-808 (250 amino acids)
Source: RefSeq, a predicted model, not a curated record
CCCACACACACACACACAUUACUCUCUCUCUCUCUCUCUCUCAGAGAUUCCUGAUAUGGCUGCUGACGUCAGCUCUCUCGUACGGUUACUUAGCGGUUACAAAGAUGAACGUGCGGUGGUGAAAGACUCUGCCGGUGCUAAGUCUACGGCGGCGCUCAUGACUCGCGACCUCCUUGGAAGCGGGAGAGGUGGAGGAGGCGAUCGUUCACUUGAGCUUGACCUCGACCUCCAAGUCCCCUCCGGCUAUGAAAAACGCCUCGAUUUGAAGUCAGGGAAAGUGUAUUUGCAACGAUGCAAUUCAACGAGCUCAUCGACCAUAACAAACGCAGAUCAAUCCAAUCAAACAGUUCCGACGUUUCAGGAUUUGAAUUUCCCACCGAAUUCGAGUAAUAAUCAUGCGGCGGCCAAGCCUUUGUUAAACCUCUUCGACGACACGACGCUUGAACUGAAGCUACUCCCGUCGCCGGCUCGUUGUUCCCGUCGUACGUCGUCGUUGUCUCCCAACACUAAUAAUAGUAAUUUCCAGAGCGUCUGCACGCUGGACAAGGUGAAAUCAGCUCUCGAGAGAGCGGAGAGAGAUCCGGCUAUGUUCAAGAAACGCCAGUCCCCGGACCAUACGGUUUCUGAUCAUUAUAGGGCGGAGGCGGAUGCGGUUGCGUCGCCGGUGGCGGCCGGAUGUCCUGGUUGUUUGUCGUAUGUGUUAGUGAUGAUGAACAACCCGAAAUGUCCGAGGUGUGACACCAUUGUUCCUUUGGCUGCAAGCUCUAUGAAGAAGAAGCCUAAGAUUGAUCUCAACAUUUCAAUCUAAAAACUUUUUUUCGUUUUUGUUUGGGGUUGUAAAUGAUAGAUUAAAAAAGUGCAGGGGUAAACCCAAAAAAGAAAAAAUAUGAUUAUUUGAUGGGGGAAAGAUAUGAUGAUAUUUUUUUGUAAAUGCGUUUAGUUGAACAUCAACAGGUAGACUUAUUUAGAAAACAAAAAGCAGAGAAAAGAAGAAGAUGGGAUUCACGGAAUAAAUGAUUUAAUUGUAUUACGACAAUUAAUGCUAGAAAUUUAAUUCUUAUUUACUUA